AUGUAUCGCCAAGUUCUGGUGCAUCCCGAUGACGUUCCACUGCAGCGUGUGAUUGGGCGUUUUUCCAAUGAUGUUCCUGCUCAAACGUACGAACUGCUUACUGUCACAUAUGGCUUAGCUCCGUCAGCAUACCUCGCUACACGUACGUUGAAUCAAUUAGCCGAAGAUGAAGGCCACAAUUACCCAUUGGGAGCCCGUGCCUUGAAGGAAAACUUCUACGUUGACGAUUUCAUCGGUGGGGCCCAAACGACUGAUGAAGCACUGCGUCUGCGAGAAGAAUUGAGUCAACUCUUAAGGAAAGGUGGUUUCAGUCUACGAAAAUGGUCUACAAAUCAGCUACAAGUAUUGCAUGGACUGAACGAUGAUGACAUCGGGACACAAUCGAUGCUAAAUUUCAGCCCAAACGAAACGGUAAAAACGCUGGGAAUUAUGUGGGAACCAGAAGCAGAUGUGCUGCGCUUCGAUUCGCAACUAGAAACCAAUGUCGAAAUGUCAACUAAACGAUCCAUUCUCUCAACCAUCGCCAAAUUGUUCGACCCGUUAGGAUUAAUCUCACCAAUAGUCGUGCGAGCAAAAAUAUUGAUGCAAGAACUUUGGCUAUUGUCUUGCGAUUGGGAUGACCCUGUUCCCAAAAGUAUUUUAGAAAAAUGGGAAAAAUAUCAACGAGAUUUGCCUCUUAUUUCCACGUAUCGUAUCAAACGCUGUGCAUUUCUCCCGAAUUCUGUCCUUCAAUUACACACCUUUGCUGAUGCAUCAGAAACUGCAUACGGUGCAUGCACAUACAUUCGUUGUGAAGACGCUGAAGGAAAAGUCAAGGAUCAGCUGCUGGGCUCCAAAUCAAAGGUAGCUCCACUCAAACGCUUAACAAUUCCCCGCUUGGAACUCUGCGCCGCUGUUCUCGCUGCUCAACUUCACCAGCGUAUAAAACAAGCCAUUAACAUUAAUGUAUCCACUUCAUACUUUUGGUCAGAUUCCACCGUCACUUUGCAGUGGUUGAAAUCACCUCCAAACACCUGGAAAACGUUUGUGGCCAACCGAGUCUCACACAUGGGUGUCACUGGAAAUACGUUUCAGGCCAAGAGAAUCCAGCAGAUUUAG
Messenger RNA from Toxorhynchites rutilus septentrionalis, 1098 nucleotides. RefSeq lists its product as uncharacterized. The coding region runs from base 1 to 1098 and encodes 365 amino acids. The record is from RefSeq and is a predicted model, not a curated record. Lineage: Eukaryota; Metazoa; Arthropoda; Insecta; Diptera; Culicidae. The transcript has a single exon.